Messenger RNA from Gracilinanus agilis (Agile Gracile Mouse Opossum), 1330 nucleotides. It is a transcript of the gene PSMF1, whose product is annotated as proteasome inhibitor subunit 1. The record is from RefSeq and is a predicted model, not a curated record. Gene Ontology annotation, biological process: proteasome-mediated ubiquitin-dependent protein catabolic process. NCBI's taxonomy places the organism in Eukaryota, Metazoa, Chordata, Mammalia, Didelphimorphia, Didelphidae. The transcript has 7 exons. Gene Ontology annotation, molecular function: proteasome binding; endopeptidase inhibitor activity. The coding region runs from base 70 to 885 and encodes 271 amino acids.
CACUGGGAGGCCGAAGCCGUUGGAUCGCGAUGUUGGGCUGACUUGACACUUGUGCUGUACUAGAAGGCCAUGGCGGGCCUGGAGCUGCUCUACGCCUCGGCGGCGCCGGGAAUCACCUGCUCCCAGGAUGCGCUUAUCUGCUUUUUGCACUGGGAGCUCGUCACCCACAACUACCGAGUCCUGGGCACCGGCGACCAGCCAGGUCCAGGCGAUAAGAAAUCUGAGCUGCUGCCAUCUGGGUGGAAUGCCAACAAAGAGCUGUAUGUACUUCGUUAUGAGUCCACAGAUAAUUCAAAAGAACUCCUUCUGAAGGCCAUCAUGGUAGAUAAUAGCAUGAUUAUCAAUGCUUUGGAGUGUAGGUCACAACAAGUGGUGGACUUGACCCUGAACGUGGAGGAUUAUGUGAAUAGUGAACACCUGAGUGACUUCCACAGGGUCUACAAGAAUAACAAAGAGCUCCAGACAAGAAUUGCCUCAGGCCUCGUUAUUCCCAUCCACAACAAUUUGAGCAAAAGUGAUUCUGCCAGUUCCUCUCGGGAAUUUCCACCUGCCACUUCUAGAGAAUACGACCCUCUUCGUAUUCCCCCUCACCACCCACAUACCAGCCGGCAGCCUCCGUGGCGUGAUCCCCUUGGUCCCUUUGCCGUUGGGGGAGAGGACCUGGACCCCUUUGGGGGUCAGAGAGGUGGCAUGAUUUUGGACCCCCUGAGAUCUGGCUUCCCAAGAGCUCUCAUAGACCCAUCUUCUGGACUCCCCAACCGGCUUCCUCCAGGUGCUGUUCCUCCAGGAGCUCGAUUUGAUCCUUUUGGCCCCAUUGGAACUAAUCCAUCUGGACCCGGUCCAGAUCAUCUUCCACCCCCAGGCUAUGAUGACAUGUUCAUGUGAAGGCAAAAAAAUGUAACAUCCCAGCCCUGAGCAUCCUCAUAGAGGUGAACCAAGAUCAUCUGUUUUCAUCCAGUCCUGGAGUCUAGGAAUCCUUUAAUGGAUUGGAAGUUUAGCUGGAGUUGCCUGCCCAUCACUACAGUAACCAAAGCAUCGUCCAUUCUCCACCUCUGCCUUGAAAAAAACUCACUGCUUGUAAAUCAAGAAAAAUCCACAUGUUUAUCUCUUUCACCACCAACUUCUGGUUCCCAGGGGAAAUUUUCAGCAGUGGGUGACCUCAUUCCUGCUUCAAUCCUGGUUGCAGCUUUCUAAGGACAGAAAGCAUUUUGGAUGCAUUAUUAAGAACUCAAAUGUCAAUACAAAAAUUGUGUUGGGUCAAUCUUCCAUUUAUUUUUUUUUAAAUGUACAUAGUGUUCCUUCCAAAACAAAAGUGUUUGAUGUUUUAUGA